Molecule: messenger RNA, 642 nt
Organism: Guyanagaster necrorhizus
Lineage: Eukaryota; Fungi; Basidiomycota; Agaricomycetes; Agaricales; Physalacriaceae
Product: GTP binding protein
Exons: 6
Coding region: 1-642 (213 amino acids)
Molecular function (GO): GTPase activity; GTP binding
Source: RefSeq, a predicted model, not a curated record
AUGGACACACCUUCAACGCCUCCAUCUGCCGAUUUUUCUUCUACACCUCCAAAGCGUACUAAGAUUGUACUGCUUGGCGACCAAAGCGUUGGAAAGACCAGCUUGAUUACCCGGUUUAUGUACGACACCUUCGACAAUACAUACCAAGCGACUAUUGGUAUCGACUUUCUCAGCAAGACAAUGUAUCUUGAAGACCGAACAGUUAGAUUACAGCUCUGGGAUACUGCAGGACAGGAGCGAUUUCGGUCACUAAUACCAUCCUACAUUCGUGAUUCUUCGGUCGCUAUUGUCGUAUUCGAUAUCACAAAUCGACAGUCAUUCUUAUCGACAACCAAGUGGAUAGACGAUGUUCGCUCGGAGAGAGGCAACGAUGUCAUAAUAGUGCUGGUUGGGAACAAGGCUGACUUGUCGGAUAAGCGGCAAGUAACGUUAGAAGAGGCGACUGCUAAGGCCACGCAACUCGAUAUAUUGUUCAUGGAGACGUCUGCAAAGGCGGGACACAACGUCAAGAGCUUAUUCAAGAAGAUUGCGAUGUCGCUGCCGGGGAUGGAGAAGGAGGGUCAGACGGAUGCGAAUACAAAAAUCGACGUUACGGCACCAUCUUCAGGCGAGGUUCCAGAAGCAUCACAGUGCAGUUGCUGA